AUGCAGGGCGCGCGCCUCGGGGGCUGCCCCAGUUCCCCCCUGCAGCUCCGCGCUGCUCAGGACCGGUGUCCGACUUUGCCUCUCCCGGAACCUUUAAGGCCGGCACCCCGAGCCAAGUCAGCCCUGCAGCCCGCGGCGCCGGAACUUGGAGGUGCGGUGAGUGGGGGUGGGGCGCUGGGCCGGCGGGAGGUGGCUGUGGCCGGGUGCCGGUUCCUGGCUCUAGAAGUCCUUUCGCGUCUUCUAGAAUCUGGGGCUGCAUUGGCCCUCCGAGCUCUCCCGACUGCCAAUGUCGAAGAGACAGCGGGUCCAGACCAGGGACAUCCCCUACACCCGCGUCCAGGACUUGGGUUUCUUCCCUCUUCCAGGGGAGAAGCCCUCCCACUGGGCGUCGCGGCGAGCCCCCAGUGGUUUCCGUUUGCUUUUUUACAGUACCCUCCACCCCGCCCCAGCCCGGCCCCACUCGGGCCUUGGUCCCACCGCAAAGGGGCGAGGAAUCCCCGGAAGAGUCGCGAUGACUGGGGAGUCCGGGACCUCGGCUCCCGGUGGAGGAGCUGCCGCCACUCUGUUGGUCUUGGGCUAGCCCAGCUCCCAGGAUCCUGGGCUGGAGAGACUCGUCGCGGCCCCGGGCCCGUUGGCACCGGCAGGAAGGAGGACCCGGCGGCGGGCUCUGCCUGGGCUUGCCUGGGCUUGUUCCGAGCCGGCUGCUUCCCGGUGACCAAGCAGAUCGGGGGCAUUUGGAGAUUUUGCGGGAGUCCUGCAGCCAAGCCCCGGGGCAGGAGAGGCCUGGAAGCCUGCACUACCUGCUCGCUCCGCCCAGCGGGCACCCAGGUAAACGCUUGUGUUUCUCAGUCUGUGUGAAAGUUUGAAAAGAAGGAGGCGGGGAACUAGACCAACAACUUGAAUAAUCAUAGUCAUCAUAAUGAAAACCCUGUUCAAUUGUGUAUCCUGUGUCAUAAGGGGAGGACUUUCCAAGAAGCAACAAAAUGCUCUUUGAUUUCAUCAUCUCUGGGGAGAAAGGGUUCCUUUUUGGGGGGUUUUGCCUGGCUAGUUCUUUCUUCGCUCCUCGCUCUCCAGCGUGGUGCGAGGAAGUCCGACGGGUCCAUGGGUGGAAAAUGGCUCACGCCUGUAAUGCCAGCACUUUGGGAGGCCGAGGCGGAUGGAUCACUAGGUCAGGAGAUCAAGACCAUCCUGGCCAACAUGAUGAAACCCCGUCUCUACUAAAAAUACAAAAAUUAGUUGGGCGUGGUGACACGUGCCUGUAGUCCCAGCUACUCGGGAGGGUUAAGGCAGGAGAAUCCCUUGAACCCGGGAGGUUGCAGUGAGCCGAGAUUGCGCCACUGCACUCCAGCCUGGACAGAGCAAGACUCUGUCUCAAAACAAACCAAAAAAAAGUGGAGGCAUUGAUACAAGCCAGCCACGGUUGUAAAAAAAAUCUCGCAAGAAUGGGAAAGGAAAAAUGCUUCGGUCACUAAAGUAGCGUUGUCUAAGAGGUUGAGGCUUUGGUGGACUUUUGCUCUAGAAAAGGGGAACCGGAGGGGCUUUCAGCCAACCUGGCCCCGAGGUGAACGCGCGCGCCCUCUGCUGCCCAAAGCUCUGUCCUGCCUGGGAGCCGCCGGUGGGGAAGGAGACUGUGGGGAAGGUGGUCCCUGGAG
Molecule: messenger RNA, 1652 nt
Organism: Callithrix jacchus (white-tufted-ear marmoset)
Lineage: Eukaryota; Metazoa; Chordata; Mammalia; Primates; Cebidae
Source: RefSeq, a predicted model, not a curated record